Molecule: messenger RNA, 10829 nt
Organism: Pseudonaja textilis
Lineage: Eukaryota; Metazoa; Chordata; Lepidosauria; Squamata; Elapidae
Source: RefSeq, a predicted model, not a curated record
CAAGUCGGGAGGCGGCGCUGCCUGCUUCUUCGUGCCUGGGCAGCGAGAACGGUCCCGGCGCCGAGGAGGAAGGAGAAGAGAACCCGAAAAGCAAAUAUGGGCAACGGCAUAAUGGCAGCGCCUAAUCGAGGAGGCUGAAGGGGUAGACUCGAAGCUGCAGCCGCCGCCGCCGCCGCCACGCUGGGCUGGGUUGGGCCGCUCUCACCUGGCGCAGCGCUGAAGGCAGGAAGUCGGCGCCGUUGGUGCGGGCAGGAUAGGAUGGUGAAAAGUUAAAAUGCCAAACAGCAAAAUGAGCACAACAUCAUGGUUCCUGGUGAGUGGGACAGGUAUUCGCCAUCGGCUUCCUCGGGAGAUGAUAUUUGUUGGUAGGGAAGACUGUGAACUCAUGCUCCAGUCUCGCAGUGUGGAUAAGCAGCAUGCCGUCAUCAAUUACGACAAGGAAAAAGAUGAGCACUGGGUGAAGGAUCUUGGAAGCUUAAAUGGGACUUUUGUGAACGACAUACGAAUCCCUGACCAGAAGUACAUCACACUAAAACUGAAUGAUGUGAUUCGUUUCGGCUAUGAUGCAAACAUGUAUGUCCUAGAACACAUCCAGCACAAGGUUCCAGAAGAAGUACUAAAACAUGAGAAAUAUACCAGCCAGCUUCAGAUGAGCUUUAAAGGCACAGCAAUGAAAAGAGCAGAACAGCCAAUGGACCAUGAUGGAAAUAUUGAAUUUUCCCAAACCAAGCUGGAGAAAGGAGAGAAGAAAGCAAUUACAGAGGUGACAGCUACUUACCGCACACCACUCUACGGCCGGCCUUCAUGGUGGGGAGAAGAUGAUGCCAACAAUAAACUGGAUUCAACAGGUGACAGAAGGCCAGAAGAACAAUAUUCAGACAGAACAAAAGACUUAAUCCAGCACGAAGAAGAAAUCAAUGGGAACGUCACUGGCUACAGAGAAUCUCAAGGCGAGUCUGUCUACGCAUUCCGUAGGGAACCCAGCUACUUUGAAAUUCCUACAAAGGAGUUCCAUCAGCCAGUAAAAACUCCAGAGGUGCAAGUCCAUGAGAUCCCCACCAAAGAUGUCGACGUGGCAGUGUUACCUGUUGUGCAGAGCCAUGCUUCUUUUACCAUUGAGUUUGAUGAUUGCACGCCAGGUAAAAUGAAGAUAAAAGACCACGUCACUAAAUUUUCCCUCAGGCAGAGACGGAACCUCAGCAAGGACGCUGGCCAUGUGGAAAUUAUCUCUGCAGAGAGUAAAGUGGCUGACUGGCUGGUGCACAAUGAUCCAAGUCUCAUAAGAAGGCAGUCUCCCGGAGAUGAUGUAUAUAGUACAAAAAGUGAUCUCCCUGUUCAUGUGAAGACUCUGAAAGGUAACAGACACGAAGAUGGAACCCAAAGUGACUCAGAGGAUCAAGUAGUACCACCUAAGCCAGAGAAAGAGACAGUUAGCAAUGAGAAUAUAAUGGAGCAAGCCAAACUCCAGCGCCAAAUUCGACGUGAUCCCCAGGAAAUGCUGCACAACCAGCAAGCUUUUGUCAUUGAGUUCUUUGACGAUGACAUGCCUCGGAAGAAAAGAUCACAGUCUUUUACACACAGUGGCCAUUCUACCCAAAAUGAAGUCGAUCCCACCCUGAAGACGAAAGUUGAAAAACGCAAAAUUACAGUGCCAGCUGAGAAACCAGGAAGUUCUAUGCCCUCCCAACAUCCGCCUGCAACAGGAACCAAAGGGCCAAGCAAUGCAUUCACCACUCCAAGAGCAGGCUCCUUCAGAAGGGAGAAAGCAGAUGAGCGGAUCAGCCCUUCCUCAUCCUCCACAUCACGAACACCUGUAAAAAGUCAUGGGAGUGUUGGAAGAAAGUCAAAAUUAGCUCAAGAUUUUGCUGCUGAAUGUUUAAGGGAAAGCGCUCAAGCGACUCAGCCCAACAUUGAAAAGCCCCCUCCUGUGCCAACACCACUAAAUUCACGGACAGUAAUUGUUCCAACAGCACCAGAAACAAUUCCUCCACCAAUUGCUGAUCCUAAAUUGGCCAAAGCUAGGAAACAGGAAGAGGAAGAUAGUUUGAGUGAAACAGGCACUUACACUAUUGAAACCGAAUCACAGGAUAAAGAAGUGGAAGAAGCUCGAAAAAUGAUUGAUCAGGUUUUUGGUGUUUUGGAGUCUCCUGAAUUUUCCAGAAUUUCUUCAACCUUCAGGCCAGUUAUAAAAGGUGAAAAAGAAGAAUUAGGGCACAAUCAUGUGCUUGGGGAAAAUGGCUCAACUCCAAAGGUGACAAUGAUGCAGGUCAUUGCGUCCAAAGUGGCAAGUGGUCAUCAUGCAGAUAUGCAGAUGUCAUCUUCAGCCCAAAGCAGCCAAAAAUGGGUCUCAAGAUGGGCAAGCCUUGCAGAUAGCUACCCAGGCUCAGGUUCUGCCCCUGUAGCUGGGGAGGCCGAGCAGGGUUCCUUCUGCCAGGUUAGCACAGAAAAGGAUUCUGGUUCUAGAAUGGGAGAACCUGAGAUUUCAGUGGCAUCACGGACCAGACGACUUCUUCCUCAACUCCCUCCAGGUGAAAAAUUGGAAAGUCCAACACCAACUGUUUUAAUUUGUCAUGAGACCUUUCCUGAAGUUUCCCAAAGGAACUUUAGUAAUGAUUUCAGGGAAGAAAUAUAUGUGGAUUCUGAUAGUCGAUUAUUAACUCAGGAAGAUUUGGAUCCAGAUAGCCUUAGUGAUGCCAGCAAAUCUGAUGACGGUAUCAACUUGGAAAAAGGUAGAAAAAGCCAAGAUGGCACCAAAAUGUCUGAACAGAAUCGAAUAAGGGCCGAAAGUGCAAAGUCUAGAAGUUCUCCGUGUCCUAUGCCAAGACUUUCAGGAUUGAGAGCAUUAAGUGAUCCACUGUCAACAUCUUUUUAUAUCGGGGAUGAAGCAGAAGAGAUUGGGGUUCCUUCAAAGCUUACUUCAAGCAUACCUCCUCCUCCUGAAAUAGACAAAGAAGAACCUCCUUUCAGGUAUGGAAAGACACCUGCCAAAGGAAUGAACAAUGCCUGUCUUUACUCAAAUGGAAAAAUGGUUAUGUCAUUACACCAGGGACUACCAGAACAACAAGCUGUAGCCACAAAAGAAAUUUCAUCUUUUGUUAGGCAAGAGAGUUUUACCAAAGAGAAGUCAAGCAGCAACAUUCCUCAAAACAGGCUACCGCAUAUCUCAAGUCAUCCUCUACUUAAAGAUCUUGAGGUCACAAGAGCAAAUCGUAUGGACUAUAAUCCUGAGACCCAUCUCCUUCUUAAAGACACUGAAACUGCUCUGGCAGCCUUGGAAGCCAAAAUUCUUUGUCAAACUCACCAGCUCGAUGCUCCAGAAAAUCCUUCUGGGCAGUUAGAAGACUCUUUAUCUGGAGAGUCUGAUGUGGACACUGCCAGCACUGUCAGCUUGGUAAGUGGUAAAAAUCUGCCAAGUCACCCACCAAAACAAAAAUCGGCGACACCUUUACAGAAAGAGAGGUCAUCAUCCACAUCACCUGGCCAAGAGCAAAAUAUUCAAGCUAGUGCACGUGACAGGCUUUCAGAAAAACGGAAAGCAAUUCCACCUGAGGCUGGGAGCAAAGGUGAAAACGCAAGGCGUUUUCAAGUGAAACACAGUGUAGGAACAAGCGCAUCUCAGGAUUAUACAGAUGAUGAGAGAAGUAGCAGCCUCCCGUAUUUGCCUCCAAAUGAAAUAGCCUCCUCUGAUCAAGAACAACCACCCUCAAGGCCUCUUUCUAAAAAGAAGCCUUUCUCACAGUCAACCAAAGAAGAUCACGGCAAGGUAACCACAACAGUGCAAAAGAUUCAACAAGUUCUUACCCGGUCAAAUAGUCUAUCGACCCCAAGGCCCACGAGAGCCUCCAAACUUCGCCGAGCCCGGUUAGGAGAUAACUCAGACAAUGAGAGUGCCGACACGGAGAAGACAGCAACACAUCCUGAAGGAACCACAGCAUCUUCCAAGCAACCCGUAGAGGCCAAGAAGCUCUCAAGGCUUGACAUUCUUGCCAUGCCAAGGAAACGGGCAGGAUCUUUCACAGUGCCAAGUGACUCUGAGAGUGCCCCACCAAAGCCAACCUUUUCUGGGCGCAGUGCAGAGUCUUACUAUUCUACUCGAAAACCGCUUGUGUCAGAAGCUAAAAAUGCUGUUAAGAAAACAGCAUCAGUGGUAGCUGCUUCCAAGCAAUCUUUCAGCAGGACACGUUCCAGCAGUGUGAAAUAUGCCUCUACCGCCACUUCGAGGCGGCGGCAUCAGGGCUCAGAUUAUACUUCCACUUCCGAGGAGGAGUAUGGCUCAAAUCACAGUUCCCCUAAACACAAACGCUCCCAUACCUCAACAGCCACCCAGACUCCCAGAACCCGCGGCUCCGGGUUGAAUAAACAGAAGCAUAGCAACAGCCGAGAGAUGGAAGAUGAAGAUGAUGGUGAACAGGAUCCCUACAGUUUCAUUGUGCAGACUGCAGAGAUAGCAGAAAUAGCCAGAUUAAGCCAGACUUUGGUAAAAGAUGUAGCAAUCCUUGCUCGAGAGAUUCAUGAUGUUGCUGGAGAUGGCGAUUCCCAGAGCUCAUCUGGAACAGGCCCAAGUACUGCCCACAGUUCUGUGCCUAAUACCCCUGCUUCAACCAUCUCGGCAAGAGAAGAGCUGGUACAGCAUAUACCAGAAGCAAGUCUAAACUUCCAAAAGGUGCCUCCUGGUUCAUUGGAAUUCCGUGAUUUUGACCAAAAUAUGAAUGACAGCCGGGAGGAGGAUAUCACAAAAAGAACACGGAUAAGAAACAGGGAAGAGGUGAUCUUUGACAAUUUGAUGCUAAACCCUGUUUCCCAGUUAUCUCAUACCAUUCGGGAAAAUACAGAAAAUUUGGCAGAGAAAAUGAAAAUUCUGUUCCAGAAUACUGAGAGGACAUGGGAAGAAAUGGAAGCCAAAAUUAAUUCUGAAAAUGAAGUGCCAAUUUUAAAGACAUCAAACAAGGAAAUCAGCUCUAUUUUGAAGGAGCUUCGCAGAGUCCAAAAACAACUUGAAGUUAUAAAUGCCAUCAUCGACCCAAGCGGGAACUUGGAUUUGCUCACCAACAACAAGACCUGUUCUGUGCUACAACCUGAAGCAGCUAAAGUCAGGACUGCCAACAACACUUCUGGAUCUGUGUUGGAGUCUUUGUCACCUGUCAAGAAAAUGAAUUAUACUCAGAAAUCGAACUUUGGGUCUACUGGCCUGCAGGAUAAAACAUUUGUUCCAGCUGGGGAGAAAUAUGUGAUCUGACAGAAUAUUUUCUAUUGCUUAUCUUGUAGUAUGUCAUUUACUGUGGCGUUUAGUAUUGCAUAUGAGUUGUGUGUGAGUGGCUGUGGGCAAGUCCACGUGGAACAGUUGUUUAGAUUGUUAGCACAUUGCACAAAAUGGGGGAAAAGGUACAAUCUCUGCUAUGUGGGCAGUUGAAGUCUGGGUGAAACCCUUUGUGAGGAAAAAAGGCUAAUGGUGUGGAACAACAGAUCCACAAGAGAUUUUUUUUUAACAAAGCAAUUCGGUGUGCCAUUCUUCUAUUGUGCCAUAACAAAGCAGACCUUGCAUAUUGUUCAUUCUCUAUUGCUGAAGCUCUGAUACGUUCUCAGAUAUAGCCUUUUCAUAGCAAUUGGUUGAGUUGUAUAUAGAAUCCAUUUUGAAAAUACACUUUUUGAGACAGUGGAUAGCUGGUGCUGUAUAAUUAAUUUUAAAUACGGAGUAUUCAAAUGGUUUGGUCAGGAUUUAUUUUUAAUACUGUCAGGUAAAAUGAGGCAACAUAGCUUACUUUUACAAAUUCAGGAGCAGUUGCCCGAAAAAUGUCUUCGAGGAGGAAGCAAAGAUGAUAUUGAAUAAUUUUGCUUCCAGUCAUACAGCUUUCACUGUUCUACUGGUUAAAAGAGUGGAGACAAGAGAGCUGUGAAUAUUGCUGUAUUGUUUUCUGUAUGUGAUUCAUUUGAAAAAUUCCAAAUAAGUAGUUCUGUAGGAGAGGAUUCAAUGACCAAAUCAGGAUUUUGUAUAGCCAGGUUGCCAAAUUCUUACUGUAUCAUGUCAGUCUCCAUAUAACAAAUGGUUUGUGUGCUCUGAAUAUUUUUUUCUUAUUCUAUCUAAAGAGGGGCAUAAGAAUAAAUGUUCCACAACUGGGCAAGUAGUCAGAAUGUCUCCCCAGCACUUUGGUAAUAAGAUUUACACAUAGUCUUUUUAACCAUGGCCUGUUAAAUAAGCCAGAAUAUCUGAACUGACAGAAGACUCAUCUAUAAACCACAGUAGUAACAUGAUCACAACUUGCUAAGCCACCAUGUGGCUUGUUUGAUGUGGGUUUAGCAUGAUGCUUAAGCUUAAGCCCAAGAGUGGAUACUUGUGCUUAACCCAAUUAUGUGGAUCUCAUUUUAUGUAGAUGAGCCACUUUGGAACAUGCACAGCCUUGUGCAGUUUAUGGCUUAGUAGAAUUUUGGGUGGGGACAGUUUAAAUGCAUUCUUUAAAACUUUAAGCCAAUAUUCCUAGUUGUGUAAGUGUACAUUGGGGAGGGAGAAGGGAAGAGGGGGGCUCUGCAAAGCUUAAGGCACAGGUAACAAUUUUGCCUAUAAAUUGCACAGUAACACAAUGUAUUUCCAAAUCAUGGCUCAGGCUACUUUAGUGAUGGCAGAUAUCAUCUCCCUUUUGGAACACAGGCAGAGCAGAAAAAUAUAGUUUGGCUGCUAGGCAGAAAAAAAGUUGCUCAUCCUGGCUUGUUGUGUAGUAUGGAUCUAAGCUAACCACAACUCAGCAUGUGUAUACUUGGUCUGAAUCUCACUGACAUUCACGCACUAUUUAAAGAGCAGAAAGGUACAGGCCUUUUUUGUACCUCUAGGAAAACAGUUUUGAGCAGUAAAAAACAGACUUUCUCCAUAUCCUUCUAGUUUCAGGGUGCUGGGGGUGGAUUUUCAACAAGGCAUGCUCAACAUGCCCCCAUGAGAUGAUCCUCUCAUGCUCAGUUUAGUAUUAAUGGGCAUCCCACGGAAAAUGGGAAAAGUAUCAUGUUGUAUCAGUAGACCAGAUUUUCUCAACCUUGACUGCUUGAAGGUGUGGUUGAAGCAUUGACAGUUUGCAGCUUGAAGUUACUCUGACUGGAAAAUUCACACAUCUUCAGAUUGCCAAAGUUGAGAAACCCUGCAGUAGAUGUUAUGCUGAACUUUUAGUUCUAGCAAAGAAUGGAUUUCUCUGACCUCCAGAGCUGGUCAUACCAUAUCCCUUUCCACUCCAAAUUAUAAGAUGCGGACUAUCAAAAAGUUGCCACAAAAAAUAGUGAUAUUGUAGCUGUUGCCUUAAAAUUGCUCAAAUGAAUGUAGAUCUUGGGAUAUAUCUUGGAAAUUAUACAACACAGUUUUAGUUUAAUGUAGUUUCUAGGAGAAUGUAAAUAAACUAAUUUGCUCCAAUAUUCAGUGUUAUCCAACAUCCCUGUGCUGGGAAUUUGAGCACCUAAGAAUAAAAAGCAUGAAUUAAAAUUUACCUCCUCCAUUGUCUAGCCACAAAACAAUUUCUAAUAUUGGUGCCACCCUUUCUUGAAUCUCGAUGCUAAAACUUGUUUGGCUGAUGAUGUGUCAAGUGAGUAGUGCAGUAUUAUAAUUGUUUUAUGACUGGCCAUUAUAAACUUAAUACCAAUAUCAAGAAUAACUUUGCAAACAUUUUUAAACACCCAUUUUUCCAAUUAAAAUGAAUUGUCCACUUGUCAAAUCAGCAAUGGUUUAAAGAACAGCACUGUUAUCUAUUUGAAGUGCUUAUUGAUAUCAGUUGACACAGGGAAAUCUUUUAUAACAUUCACUUCAUUUUUAAAUAAUCAUUGAAGACCACCAGAUUAAAUACAGUUGAGAAGUGAAUUCAGUUAAGAAAUGAAUGCAGUGCAUAAUUUUAUCAGGGAAAAAUGGAGAACUAUUGUAUUGACAGUAAUUUAUUCAGGUCUGGAAAUGAUGGAUAGUGUGGAUAUAUCCUACAGAGCAGCGGUCCCCAACCUUGGCCUGGUGGGGAGAGGGGAACCAGGUUGUGUGAGUGGUAGGCUGGCACACAGCUCAACUUGCAUGAGCGGUGGGCCGGCGCACACCCACAUGCGCAUACAGCUUGAGCAAGUUGAGCUGCGUGCACGGGUGUAUAUGCACUGACCCACUGCUCUCACAAGUCGAGAGUGUGCACUUGUGCACCAGCCUGCUACUUGUGCAGUCCGCUUAUGAAUAGGUCAUGGACCGGUAGUGGGUGCAGCCUGGGAGUUGGGGACCCCUGCUAUGGAGAACAUGUUUAAAAUGUUAAAUUCUAGAAGUAAAAUUCUUUUGGAAAAUGAAUAAAAAAUUCAAUUUAGUUACUCAGAGGAAAUCUUUGGUAUCCAGUUGGAUUUUACUUGAUUGUGCACGGGUUUAAAUAAUGUAAAUGCUGCUAUUGAUAUUGAGGCACCAAAUAAAAGUUGCCAGUACUUUUCCCAUUAGAAACGGAUCCAGUUACAGAUUCAUUUAUACAGCUUCUGUUUAAUUGUACCUAAUGGUCCCUUGUAAACUUGUCUCUGAGUCAUAGAGAUGUCACAUGUCAAUUCUUGCUUCUCAUCAAAUUUUUCCACCAUCUCUUAAGAACCCAAACCUUGAAAAUACAUCAAAAAUCUUCACCUCAAUUAUUGAUGUCACACUAGUCCAUUUUUGCCAGCACCAAGUCUACAUUAAUUAUCUUCCAAAUAUACUGUUGCAGAAAGAGGGACUGAGUUUUGAGUAAGCUUAGAAAAAGCUUAGAAUAAACCCUAGAAAAGCAGUUUUAAAUUUAUGUCAUCUUCUCAGUCAACUUUCCCCAAUAGAAUGAAUUGCAAAUGCAUAUAAUUCUCAAAGUUCCCAGGCAACAUGUAUUUGGGGACUUCUAGAAAAUGCAAGCUUAACACAUGAGGAAGGAUGUUCACAUCUGUGUAUACGUUUCAUAAAUAUUCAAGCCUAAGGUGAGAUGUUUGUCCUACUCCAGUGCUACAUCUAUGUGUUAACAUCUAGAAGACAUGGACAUAGAAGUCUGGUUUGCUCACAGGUAGCAAAAAAGACUUGGGCUUAACCUACACAUAAAAUUAAAAAUUGAAACAAACUAAGGUUAUACAGUUAAUAUGUUACAAAUAGAUUGCAUAUUACUUCUGAUACACUUAAGUCAAAGAAGACGCCAUGUGGCUUUGAUAUUCUCAUAUUGGAUCCCUCUAGUGCAAUAUGCAUACAACCCGUUAAACAUUUAAUCCCAGUAUGUGGGUACAAUCUAGGUGCCAUUUAUUUGAUUUUCUAGUUAGCAGAAAGUCAAAUAAACGGGACCUACUUGUUGAUACACAGUUUUUUUAUUUAAUUAAAACUUUUAUAUUUGACUAGACAGUUUCAAAGGAUUAGAAAGCCCAGAUCAUUUGAAGUUCAGUGACAACUGUUUGAUUUCUUCAGAGUAACUUAAAUUUUUUUUGAGAGGGGGAGAAAACAGCUUAUCCCCCUUAGGUUAAAAUGAUUGAUCACGAUUGAAUGAACAUGAUUCAUUGAGAUAAUGUUUAUCUGUUUGAAAAGAAUGCUGUCAUUCUCAUGCUGGUGGUAAUACUACCAUAUAGUCUGAGUGUGUGCAGUAACAUAAAUGUGCUAAAUAAAUAAAUACAUAUGUAAAAACACUGAAAGCAGUUAAUGGGAGCAGUUUUUGCCCAUCACAAACUUUUUUUAUAGAUUUCAAACAGGUGUGUGUAUGUAGGAUUCUGCAUGUUUGCCAAUACGGAUAGUCCUUGCUUUACCUCAAUCAAGACCGGCAACUCUUGCUAUGCCGCACAAUUAAGUAAGACAUCAUGACUACAAUUUAUAAUUUCACACCAGCUUCUUCAUUGACUCUGCUUGUUGGAAGUUAGCUGUGAAUCAUGUAAAUGGAAAUCACAUGACUGGGAUGCUUCACUAUCAUAAAUUCAAAGACUGUCCAUAAAGUUACUUUUUCAGUGCUGUUGUAACUGCUAAAUAAUUGCUAAACAAGGCAGUUGUUAAAUGAGGACUAUCUCUAUGGCUGGGUUCAAUUCAAAUUAGAAAAAAUUUCAGAGGCAAGUUUUCAAGAAUGACCAGCUAUGUACGUUAGCAGAAGGGAUAACUUUUCAUUCCAUCAGAGAGAAAUGGAUUAGGUAAGUGUUUUUCUACAUCACAUGAAAGCAACCCAGUACAACCUGUGUACCCAGGAAGGCUUUGAAACCAAUUGGAAAUUUUAAAUCUCCUUACAUGAUAUCUUAGACUUUAAAUGCGCACUUCAGUUUAAGGUAAUGAGUGUCUUAAAUAUAUACAUUUUAAAAACCUAAUGUGUGUAUGUCCCCAAGUCAUCCUUACAUGAAUCAAAGGAAAUGUUUGCUCUGAAUGUUUACAGAUACCUACUUUUGAAAGAAGUGGGAGUGUAAGUUGAUACUGAUAAUUCACUUUUGUAAAUGCCUUCCUUCCUUCCUUCCUUCCUUCCUUCCUUCCUUCCUUCCUUCCUUCCUUCCUUCCUUCCUUCCUUCCUUCCUCAAAUGAAUUCCUGAUCUUGCCAUUGUCAAAGUCCAGAAAACUACUUGUUCACUUUCUGUUCUGUCUCCUGCUCAGUGGUGCCUGAGCAUCUGCUGAUUGUUACUCUGCUGAAACUGUUUUCCACUGUUAAAAACAUUUUUUCACAGCUAUCAUUGUACUAGAUCUGCAUGCCACACUGAAGCAAGCUGAGCUGUAUGAGAGUUACUGAAAUUCAGUUUUGUGUAACUCAAAACUGUUUCAAUGACCUCCAUUUUUGGUUCAUCUUUUACUUCAUUUUGAUGUCCUCUGAAAUACUGUGCAUAAUUAUAAGAUCCACCUGAUUCCUGCAGACCUUCAGUUUGCUUUUUUCUCUUUGUCUUAGUUU